AUGGAGCCAGGAGGGGGUUCUUCAAUGCCCCCAGCCCCCAUUGCCACCCGGGGGGAGCCAGAUGCUGGGCCUAGCAGCUCCUCCCUGGAGCAUACAAGCACAGACCCAGGGAAGCUCCGAGCGCUCCCUGUUGGGCCUGAAGCCCACUGCGGUGACCCUGCCUCCGGGAGCCCUGGAAGCAAGGCCUCUGCGGGGGACAUGGGCUCUGUGGGUGAGCCCAGCAGCGGCACUAAGAUCCCUAACCGGGACAGCGGGAUAGACAGCCCCUCCUGCAGCGUGGUCGGCGAGCACUUCUCCUGCGAGGAUGGCAGCGAGGCGGGCCCAGGCCCCACCCUCAAAGGGCUGCACCUGGAGACAGCCCCAGGUGGCAAGGCCCCACGGGAGGAGGCCGAUAGCGAUAUGGGCGAGGGCAGCAGCGAGGAGCCAGACCCCGAGAAUAGCCCCUUGAGGGCUGACGCGGAUCCAGCCAAGGUAGGCCACCUCUCCCCCCAGAAGCUGCUCCACAUUGCCCAGGAGUUGCUGCACACUGAGGAGACCUACGUGAAGCGUCUGCACCUGCUAGACCAGGUUUUCUGCACCCGACUGAUGGAAGCAGGGAUCCCUUCGGAAGUCACCACAGGCAUCUUCUCUAACAUCUCCUCCAUCUAUUGCUUCCACGGGCAGUUCCUCCUGCCUGAGCUGCAGACACGGAUCAUGAAUGAGUGGGAUACAAACCCCCGGCUUGGAGACAUCCUGCAGAAGUUGGCCCCAUUCCUCAAGAUGUAUGGUGAAUAUGUCAAGAACUUUGACCGGGCCGUGGAGCUGGUGAGCACCUGGACCCAGCGCUCACUGGUAUUUAAGGACAUUGUCCAAGGCAUCCAGAAGCAGGAGAUGUGCGGAAACCUGACGCUGCAGCACCAUAUGCUGGAGCCCGUGCAGAGGGUCCCCCGCUAUGAGCUGCUGCUCAAGGACUAUCUGAAGAGGCUCCCAGAGGAGGCCCCAGACUGGAAGGAUGCAGAGAGGUCCUUGGAGCUCAUCUCCACAGCUGCCAACCACUCUAACGCUGCCAUUCGGAAAAUGGAGAAAAUGCACAAGCUCUUGGAGGUGUACGAGAGACUGGGUGGGGAGGAGGACAUCGUCAACCCUGCGAACGAGCUGAUCAAGGAGGGCCACAUCCAGAAGCUAUCAGCCAAGAAUGGCACCACCCAGGACCGCCACCUCUUCCUGUUCAACAGCAUGAUCCUUUACUGUGUGCCCAAACUGCGGCUCAUGGGCCAGAAGUUCAGUGUCCGGGAGAAGAUGGACAUUUCUGGCCUCCAGGUGCAGGAUGUCGUCAAGUCAAAUGCAGCCCACACAUUCAUCAUAACUGGAAAGAAAAGGUCCCUGGAGCUACAAACUCGGACAGAAGAGGAAAAGAAAGAAUGGAUUCAGGUCAUUGAGGCCACCAUUGAGAAGCAAAAGCAGAACAGCCAGACUUUCAAGGCCUUCAGUGGCUCCUUCAGCCAGGAUGAGGAUUCCUCCCUCACUCCAGAACCACCUAUGGUGAGCGCCAACUCAGAGGUGCCUGCAGUGGUAGCCACUGGUGGAGGGGGUGCUGCAGGGCUUGAGCCCAGGAGAGGCUCCUCUAAGACCAGACGUGACAAGGAGAAGCAGGGCUGCAGCAGCUGCGGCGAGACCUUCAACUCCAUCACCAAAAGGAAGCACCACUGCAAGUUGUGCGGGGUGGUCAUCUGUGGGAAGUGCUCCGAGUUCAAGGCCGAGAACGGCAGGCAGAGCCGUGUCUGCCGAGAGUGUUUCCUGACCCAGCCGGUGGCCCCCUCGAGCCCCAGCCUCGAGGAGCCCUUGGAGCCCAAGCAGAGCACAGAGAAGCCAGCCACUGUGGACCCCCCGCCCAGCCUGCUCUGUGGCCCCCUACUGGUGUCGGAUGGCGGCACAGCCUGGAGCAAGGUGUGGGCUGCCAUCUCUGAGUCGGACUCCCUGGAGUUGGUGCUGCACCUUCGAGGAGGCAGCCAGGAUGGCCAGCUGCUGCAUGCCAUCCCCCUCUCUGGCUGCAGGGUGAGUGUGCCAGACCCCGCACAGAGGCUGGAUGCUGGACACAUGUGGCAGCUGCAGCAGGCCCAGCAGUCUUUGUACCUGAGUGCCCCGUCCGCCGAGCUGCAGCAGCAGUGGUUGGAGGCCCUGAGCUCGGCAGCCCACUGGCACCCGGCCCAGGCCAGCCCGGGGGCCCAGCAGCCCCAGGCCCCAGCUGCCCCAUGA
Messenger RNA from Kogia breviceps (pygmy sperm whale), 2235 nucleotides. Lineage: Eukaryota; Metazoa; Chordata; Mammalia; Artiodactyla; Physeteridae. The record is from RefSeq and is a predicted model, not a curated record.